Mytilus trossulus (common blue mussel) is the source of this 1648-nucleotide messenger RNA. Its product is annotated as neural proliferation differentiation and control protein 1-like. Bases 160 to 1011 code for a protein of 283 amino acids. The transcript is spliced from 7 exons. Lineage: Eukaryota; Metazoa; Mollusca; Bivalvia; Mytilida; Mytilidae. Gene Ontology annotation, cellular component: membrane. The record is from RefSeq and is a predicted model, not a curated record.
AAAUGGAAUCUUUCCUUUAUUCGCGUUGUUUAUCUGUGACGUCAAGAUCUCGAACGUGGUCGAUAAUUUGUUGAGGCAAAACUAGAACACGGUUAUGUUUUCCAACAGAGAAAUAUUAUAAAUAUGUAGCCAUAUAUCACUUUUUAACAUACACGCCAAAUGGCUCUUGGAUUAAUUUUAAUCGGAAUUCUUCUGAUACUGCCAGGAAAUCUGUUUGAAAGCUUAAAUUCGCACCAAACAGCAGAAGAAUAUAAUGAGUAUGCAGAACUAAUAAGAAAACUUCGUUUCCUGGCCAGACACGAGUCCAUUGAAAAUCAGGACAAUAUUUUAAAGCAACGAUUUGAAAAGAAAUUUCACGAGCCUCGUAAACAUGCAUCAGACUGGCAAGAAGUUGUUGGUGAAGACAAAAGAUUACAGUCUAUAGAAAAAGAUGCCAUCGAACCAGAUGAUACUGAAAAAACUUCAAAGUCAACAACAGCCAAAACUACACAACAAAAUGAGACACCGGCCCCUCCACUACCUCAGGUUCAGAAUAAACAUACGGACAAUAAUUCAUUAACUGCUGGCACAGAUCUAUAUUUUAUAUUGAUUGUAGCAGUAUGCAGUUUGGCUGGUUUUGUCGGCCUUAUAAUGGCAGGUGUAUGUUGGUAUAGAUUGAAUAAAAAUAUAAAAGCUGCUAGUGAAGUAGACUACCCAGCCUAUGGGGUUACUGGACCAACAAAAGAGAGAUUAGGGUCCGGUCCAGGAGAUAGAAAACUAGCACAGAGUGCUCAGAUGUAUCAUUAUCAACAUCAAAAACAGCAGAUGAUAGCCAUGGAAAAAGCCAAUGGUGAAAUGAAACAUGAUGCAUCUGAAGAUGAGUCUGAAGAAGAGAACGAGGAAGGAGAUUAUACUGUGUAUGAAUGUCCCGGUCUGGCACCGACUGGAGAAAUGGAGGUUAGAAAUCCUCUCUUUAAUGAAGAAACUCCAGUUUCUAAAGGUCCCACAGAAGACAAAAAAGACACACAGUAAUUUGGUAUUGGGAACAAAAGCUGCGUUCUUUAGAAGCUUUUCAGAAAUUUUGUUUAUUUAUCUUCUUCUCUGAAGAGUUCUGUUUUUAGUAUCUAUGUUGUUUCUGUUGAUUUUUAAAGUGCUCUGUGAUCAUAUGUAUUUAUUGUUUUGUUUUUUAUAUAGAGAUAAAUAAUUUACAAAAUGCUUUUUGUUACUAAAACAAAUGGUUGGAAAUUUAAAUUUAUGACAAUUUUUCUAGCAUCAUGUAAUAAAUUUUGAAUUAUAAAAUUAAAAAAGAACCCAGGUUGUGAGAUAGUUUACAGACCGGGAGCUGGUCUUCCUUUGAAAAAUAAUUUGUCAAAGAAUUUCAAUACAUUCCUUCGAUAUUUAUUUUACUAUUAUUAACAUUCCCUUUAUGUAAUAACAUUAUUUAUUCUUGUUAGUAAUACAGAAACAGUUAACUAAUGUAACAAUUUAUGGUGAUUUCUGAAUAUGAUUUUAUACUGCCAAUUGAAUUUAUGAUUUCAAAAUUUAAUGCAUUUAUUGAUGACAAAAAUGAGAAAAGAAAUCCUUAUUUUAUGAUCUCUAAUUUAGAAUCAGAAAUCCAAAACAUUCUAUUUAUUUGUCAAUUCAUAAUAGUUAAAAGCUUUAACAAGAA